AUGGACGAUACUGAGACCAACGAUGACCCAGGCAGACCAAUCCGAGAGGGUUGCGGCCUCGUCUUCAUUGCCGCCGGCAACACCUUCGGCAACGGCAAGGCUGGCGAGUCCCGCACUCAGAUCGCCAUCGUCAAGCGUGUGAUUUUCUUCGUGAAGAAGGCACUUGCUGUUCGCCUUCGAUACCGGGACCUUCAUCCAAAGACCAUCCACUACCAGAAAAAAGUGGCCGACAUGGUCAUGACGGACAAGUCAACCGCGCCCCAGAACGCCUCUCACUCCCUGGUCACGCUCCAUGCCAUCGGAAACAUUGUCAACAGAUGCCGCAUCGCCCGUCGCAACUUCAUCCACCGAGGAGGAGACCCCUACCCGCCUGCCCCCACCAUCGGCGAGGACGAGACCGAGAGCGAGUUCCUUGCCCGCGAGCACCUGGAAUGCGCCUUGACCGAGAUGUGGACUGUUCUCGACUAUCUACAUGAGCUGUAG
This is a messenger RNA of Colletotrichum karsti, 483 nucleotides long. RefSeq lists its product as uncharacterized. Lineage: Eukaryota; Fungi; Ascomycota; Sordariomycetes; Glomerellales; Glomerellaceae. Bases 1 to 483 code for a protein of 160 amino acids. The transcript has 2 exons. The record is from RefSeq and is a predicted model, not a curated record.